ACACAAGUCUGUUGUAAGGGAAGAGACAUCUUUAAUUCCUGGAGUUUGGAUUAUAAAAGCAAUGGCUACAGCAGAACAGUAUAAUUUGGAAGGCUUAGAAAUUGGACUUUUGAAUCAGCAGCUAUAUAUACCUCAUAAAAUUUGUAUAUCUACAAAUCGUAAGUAAUAAAUGCAAUGUUCUAGUAAGAUUUAGUUUAACAUUUAAUCUAUUUUAAGAAAAACUUAAAUUUGAGAUGUGCAUGAUAUACAUAAUUACUGUUUCUUACAAUAUUUAAUAAAUUUACAUGUUCUUUCCUGUUCCCCAAGUAACGAAUUAAAUAUAAUGAAAAAUUAUUAAAAAAUGAAAAAUAUAUAAAUUUAUAAGAAGCAUUUAAAUGUUUUGAAACAAAUUUACAUAGAUUUAAGAUUUAUUAUCGUAAAUUUUGUAUGGACAAAUUUUUAUUGGACAAACAGCGAAAUUCACGUGAUUAAUCUUAUCCAAUGAGUGUUGAAAUUUUUUUCAUUUUAUAUUAACCGAGAAAUAAAUCGAUGAUAUAGUACUAUUAUUUUGAAAAAAUACUUGAAAGUGAUAAGAAAUAUAGAUCGCACGUUAAGAACUUAAAGAUAGUUAUAAAUCAUCUUGAAUCAUUAUUUUAUUUGUUUCUUUCGUAUAUGUUAUAAAUCGUACGUAUAUAUAUAAUAUCAUAAUAUAUAUCCUCUUAAAUAUGUUUUUUAUCUUUCGAAUUCUUUUAUGUGAAACAAUAAAAAAUUUAUCAAGAAAAUAAAUAUUAGGUUGUCUUUCGUUUUUAAAUACUGCCAGAUAAAAUAGCUGCGUGCAGAUAGCAUAUAAAUUAUAAAUUGUUUCUCUUCCUUCUCCCUCUCUCUCCUCUCCCUCUUACUCUCUGUCUCUCUCUCUCUCUCUCUCUCUCUCUCUCUCUCUCUCUCUCUCUCUCUUUUUCAUAAUCUGAUGUCAUAAGUCGAUCACGUUAUCUUGUUCAAUAUUGUGAUUGUUUAUUUAUUUUAUUUAUAUCAAUUCCAUGAUAAUUUAAUAUUGGUUUAUGCACAUAAUUUAAAAAUUAUUUAAAAAUAGUUUUUACAAAGACAUAUGUUAUGGAUUUAUUAUUAUAAAAUUAAAAAAAAGAGUGUGCGCGCGUGCGUCUUGUGCAUAUGUGUGUGUGUAUUCGAAUUAUAAAAAAGAAGAUAUAAAAAAGAGAAAUUAAAAUUUAUUCUUAAUUAAAAAAUAGUGAAAAUAUAGAAGUGAAAAUGACCUGUAUUACAUUGUUUUUACAAUGGUAACGAUUACUAUUGUUCUGUAACAGUUUAGUGAAAGAUUGUAGUAUUCAAUCUGUUUUAAAAAUGAGUGAUGAUAAAAUAUCAUGCAUAGAUAUUCCGUUUUUGUUACCUUCUGUGAAAAAGGAACAGCAAGACUUGGUAGAGAAAGCAAUUGAUUGGGCACUUAUGCAUGGAAUGUGUAUGAGAUCAAAAACAAAUUUUAAUAGAAAUAUGUUACAGUUUGCACCAUUUGUUCUUUUACCAUCGCCGUUUCCUAGAAAAGAAUUUAAAAAUGCUUGUGGUAUUCAAACUAUAUUAAAUGUUCUUAUACAUAAAGUAGCACACGAUUAUAAUUUUUUAAAAGAAACUUUACAAGAAACAAUAAAGGUUGAUAAUUUUACUAAAAAACUUUUUGAUAUAUAUGAAACUGUCUAUAAUGAAGGAUUUACACAGAAAAUUUCUUUGGGUUUACUUCGAUCAGAUUUAAUGUUAGAUACUAGUUGUGCAGAAGAAAAUGAAUGUAAGAAACAUAUACCUUAUUGUUGUUGGAAGCAAGUUGAGAUAAAUACAAUUGCUUCUGGAUUUGGAUGGUUAGGUCCAAUAUCCACGCAGUUACACAGAUUUGUAUUACAAGAACUUGGAUAUAAAGAUCAGUUAAGUAAUCUUCCUGAAAAUAAUACAUUAGAAGAGUUAUGCGCAGCUAUGAUUGAAGCAUGGAAGUUAUAUGGAAAUUCACAAGCUAUUAUUUUAUUUAUAGUUGAAGAUGUUUCUUAUAAUAUUUGUGAUCAACGUUUUCAUGAAUUUGAAAUAAGAAAGCAAAAUCCUAAUAUAAAAGUAAUUCGCCGUACUCUGACUGAUAUGAUUACUAUUUCCAAAUUGGGGACUAAUAAGGAAUUAAUAGUGGAAGAUUAUAUUGUAUCGGUAGUUUACUAUAGAUGUGGUUAUGAACCUGGGCAAUACCAUACAGAAAAAGAAUGGGAUAUUAGAUUAUUAAUAGAAAGAUCUUCAGCAAUUAAGUGUCCAUCUAUACAAUAUCAUUUAUCAGGAACUAAAAAAGUUCAACAAGCUCUUGCAAAACCUGGAAUUGUUGCAAGAUUUUUAAAAGAUGAAAAAAAUGUAACAAAUAUUAAAGAAAUAUUCACUGGUUUGUAUGCUCUUGAUUUUGAUGAACAUGGAGAUAUAGCUAUAGAAAUGGGUAUUCAAAAUCCUGAACAAUUCGUAUUAAAACCACAAAGAGAAGGUGGAUGUAACAACGUGUAUGGAACAGAUAUAAGAAAGUUCUUGUUAUAUAUUAAAGAUAAACAAGAACGUGCAGCUUGGAUUCUUAUGGAUAAAAUUAUUCCACCAAUUCAUUUAAAUUAUAUGAUUAGACCAGAAAGCCAUAAUUAUUUAGAGCCAAAAGAAUUAGUUUCAGAACUGGGAAUUUUUGGUGUUAUUAUCGCUGAUGAUAAAAAUAUAUAUGUUAAUAAAAAGGCUGGUCAUAUGUUAAGAACAAAGUUAGCUAUUGCCAAUGAAGCUCUACCAGAUGUUAUUCAUGCAAUAGCAAAAUAUGAAAUAGGACACGAACCAAGAGAAUUAUAUUUUUUCCGAGAAGGUACAGUUGUUAUGUGGAAUGUUUCUGAUCUGGAAAGUGGGAACAUAUUACAAUUUUUAAAAUUUUAUGAAGAAAAUAGUUAUACAUUAGAAUUAAUUCAUGCUGAAAGCGAAUUAAUGACUUAUACGUAUACAGAGAGUGGAAAGAAAUGUCAUAUCAAGGAUGGAAAUAUAAUACUUACACGGGAUGCUACAAACUUAGAAAAAUAUACAUUUUCCAAUGCAAUAGCGCAGUCUGUAAAACUCGGAAUCUGGGAGACAUCAUUAAGUCAUUAUAUAAAUACAGUAGAAUUUGUAACGGAAGAUUUAAGAACUGGUAAAAAAUUGCGAAUGUCGCAACGUGAGGUCCUUAGGAAACAGGGUGAAUUAUUUGCAUUAAGGCAUUUAAUUAAUCUAAGUUCGGAUUUAUUGGAUACACCUGAUUUUUAUUGGGAACGAGAUGAUCUAGAAAACUUAUAUCAACAAAUAUAUGGAUACUUUAAUAUAGCAAAGCGUACAAAGGUGAUGAAUGAAAAGCUAAAUCAUUGUGUGGAGCUUGUCGCAAUUCUUUCAAGUCAUUUGAGCGAUCGACAUCACAUUCGUUUAGAGUGGAUGAUCAUAGUUCUAAUAAUGGUAGAAGUUGCAUUUGAAACAUUACAUUAUGUAGAUAGAUAUCUUGUAAAAUAGAAAUUACCACAAUUUUCCUAUGCAUAUAUUACGCAUACAUUAUUAAUAUGUAUGGUAUUUAUACGUUCAUCGAACUAUUGUAUAUAUAUUGUAAAAUUUAUUUUGUAAGGCAUAUAUGUGUACGUUAUUUUGUUCAUUUUUUGUUAAGAUAAUAUUUUAUUAUUUAAUAAGUAAAUUGUACGAAUAUUGCAAUUUAUAUGUUGUUAGGGCCAUUUUUUUGGUCUUUUUAAAUACUGUUUCUUUAUCGGUUUAGAAUUUGUCGAAUUUAAAAUAGAUUAAAAUAUAAAAA
Molecule: messenger RNA, 3799 nt
Organism: Vespa crabro (European hornet)
Lineage: Eukaryota; Metazoa; Arthropoda; Insecta; Hymenoptera; Vespidae
Product: glutathione synthetase-like
Exons: 7
Coding region: 1336-3510 (724 amino acids)
Biological process (GO): positive regulation of mitochondrial translation; glutathione biosynthetic process
Cellular component (GO): cytosol
Molecular function (GO): ATP binding; glutathione synthase activity; glutathione binding
Source: RefSeq, a predicted model, not a curated record